Messenger RNA from Eupeodes corollae, 1057 nucleotides. RefSeq names its product RNA-binding motif protein, X-linked 2. The record is from RefSeq and is a predicted model, not a curated record. Bases 123 to 941 code for a protein of 272 amino acids. The transcript has 3 exons. Gene Ontology annotation, cellular component: catalytic step 2 spliceosome; U2 snRNP; precatalytic spliceosome. Gene Ontology annotation, molecular function: RNA binding. Lineage: Eukaryota; Metazoa; Arthropoda; Insecta; Diptera; Syrphidae. Gene Ontology annotation, biological process: mRNA splicing, via spliceosome.
GGCCAGGUAGUCUACCGUCAUUCUUUUUUUUGCUGUCAGUUGUUAGAUUUCAUAGCACAGAUUUUUCUUUCUUGAUUUGUUUACAAUUCACACAAAAUAAAUAAAUUAAUAAAACCAUCAAAAUGAAUCCAUUAACAAAUAUGAAAAACGUCCUUAAACUAAGCGAACGCGACUUGCAACGCGGUGGCAAAUCAUCUUGGCACGAUAUGUAUCGAGAUUCCGCCUGGGUCUUUGUUGGCGGAAUGCCAUUCGAUCUAAGCGAAGGCGAUAUACUUGCAGUCUUCUCUCAAUAUGGAGAAAUUGUAAAUAUUAAUCUUGUCCGUGACAAAAUCUCGGGCAAAUCAAAAGGUUUUUGUUUUAUCUGCUACGAAGAUCAACGUUCAACAAUCUUAGCUGUGGAUAAUUUGAAUGGAGUCAAGAUCCUAAAUAGAUCACUUCGAGUGGAUCAUGUUUCCGACUAUAAACCACCAAAGGAAAACGACAAAACCGAUGAAGAAACUCGACGUUUGUACAUGGAAGGAUGUGCACCGAAACCUCAAAUUUCUGAAGAAAACAUUAAACGUGAAAGUGAUAGAACGAACUCAGGUUCCGUGUCAGAAAUACGAAAAGAAUCCAAAGUUAAAGUUAAAAAAGAGAAGAAGAAAAAAUCAAAGAAAGAAAAGAAAUCCAAAAAGGAGAAAAAAUCUAAGAAAAAGAAAAAACAAGUACAGUCCAGCUCUUCGGAGGAGAGUUCAUCUGAAGAUGAAUCAUCCUCAGAAAGUAAACCCGACCGAGAAGAAACAAGACCCCGAAGCAGAAGUCCUUCGAAAAAGCACCAUGAAGGUAGAUCAGGUGAUCGAAAUAGAAGUGACGACAGACGCGAUAGGCACAGGAGCCGUAGUCGCAGUCGUGAUCGUGACCGCAGCAAUCAUCAACGACGGCGUCGAAGUAGAUCUCGAUAAUUUCUUUUUGUUAAUAAAAUGUCAUAAAAAAUGUAACUAUUUUAAUUUAAAGUUGUUAAAUUUUCAAAAACAAACAAAGGUAUAAAAACCAAGAACUAAGUUGGUAGCUCAAGAAA